CAUUUUGUACCAAGGGACAAAUUAAUUGGCGCGGAUUCAGAACCAGCGGAACAGCUCCAACCCUCACUUUACACUCUCGAUUGGGGCUCUCGCAGAGAAGAAACAAAGCCAUGGAAAUCGUUCGUCCUCAGAGUCGCAGGAACUUCUUGUCUUCCUCCUCUGACGCCGUUUCUGUUCCCACAAUUCCCCUUUAUCGCUCUGCUCCCUCACUCGAAGUUAGACUGGAGGAGUUCGAGUCCUUCGCCAUCGACCGCCUCCGAGUUCUCAAGGGCAUUUCUGAUGGUAUGUCGCGGGGGAAAAAACCGGAAGAAAUGGAAAAUUUGGUAAAGGACCUCUGGAAAGUGAAUAUGAGACACCAACAGACUUCUGAAGUUCUGAACAAGGAUAUUAUAUCUCAUUUUGCUCUACGUCUUGUGUAUUGCAGAACGGAGGACUUGAGGAAAUGGUUUCUUUCCAUGGAAUCUGCACUCUUCCGCUACCGCUUUCGACUUCUGAAUACUGAAGCUCAGAGAGCAGUCAUGGAAGAAUUUGACCUUCCUUACAGGGCUGUAAGCAGUGCGGAAUUUGAGAGCAUAAAGGAGAAAUUGGGACAAGUUGCACGGUCUAUGGGUCAACCUUCACCCAGUGCUGAUGCUAUCUUCUACAAGGUACCCUUUGAAGAAGUUCCAGAGCUUGUGGCUGGGCGGAAAGUAUUAAUUAGUCAAGGAUAUGCAUAUGUUGCAAUGAAUCAGAUUGUUUCACUUGUAGCCACACUAUUCCGCAGUCAGCUAUCGAAGACACUCAUCCUUACAAACAGAAAAUGGACAUCUUCAAUUCGAGAACAAGAGAAACAUAGGUUGACUCCUAUUGUUGAAGCCGUGUGCGCAAGUUAUUUGGGUCCUGACUAUUCUCAGUCAAGAGAAUGUGCUGACAUAUCACUAAAGGACAUUGAUCAAGUCGCCAAGAGCUCAUUUCCUUUGUGCAUGCGUUACCUAUUUGAAAAGCUGAAAGAGGAUCAUCAUUUAAAGCAUGGAGGGAGGAUGCAACUAGGCCUCUUUCUUAAGGGUGUUGGCUUGAAUCUGGAUGAUGCACUUGCUUUUUGGAGGGCAGAGUUCUCUAAAAGGGUUGGUUUGGAGAAGUUUGAGAAACAGUACGCAUACGGCAUACGUCAUAAUUUUGGAAAGGAAGGGAAGAGAACAGAUUAUUCUCCCUAUUCUUGUACAAAGAUCAUCUCAUCGACUCCUGGAACGGGAGAUCAUCAUGGUUGUCCCUAUCGACAUUUCAGCGAGGAGAAUCUAAGAGCUGCUCUCAGCAGAAUGGGGGUAAACAGUAGAGCAAUGGAAGAUGUGAUAGACAAAGCGAGAAAUAGACAUUACCAGUUGGCUUGCACUUUGACAUUUGAAGCUCUUCAUGGCAUGCCGUGUGAUGCAGGGAUUAACCAUCCAAAUCAAUACUUCAGUGACAGCAGAAAGAUAUUACAGUCAAAGGAUUAGUGACACCACCAAUCGCAUCAUCUUGACUAGGCGACUACUACACUUCUGAGAUUGCAGUGAUUGGAGCUUCGACAUGCCUUCACGUACCUUUUUAAGUUGUGCCUUUGCUAUCGCUUUUUGCCUCAUGUGGUGGUGUGUUGCCCUAUCUUAGGUGACGACUACCUGCAUUGGGAUUGUUGUCUCAUUCUUGUUCUGGAUAAGUGCUUGUUGACUUGAUCGAAGUUAGUCUCUUUUAAGUUUUCUUCUCUCCUCUUCAUCUAUGUCUCUUUUGCUAUUGGUAUUGUUUAUAUGUCAAUCUAUGGUAAUUUUGUCAAUGUGCUUCUAUCCAUUAACAAUUUAGAUGACACUGGCUGAAUCUCUGGGUAAAGCCCAUGCUCUUCUUCACAACUUAGUGAACUAUUGCCUCAUGCCUCCCCUCUACAAGAACUAGAGUAAAAGGUCAAAGUUCAUGUUAUUGACUUGACGAGGACCCUUUGAUGACUAUUUAUAUGUUUGCAACAAGAUUUUGUGAUCCCUUAUUGCGCCCAAUCUUACCUCCACUAGUUCCACUCUUGUGUGUGUGCCAAGUAAAUCAAUUGUUAAUAUAUCUCCUUCUGCACACAUGAGUAGAUUUUUGGUUGGCCUCACUUGCUCUAACUCCCUUGGCUUUUAGGUUCUAGAUUUGGAUGCCACAUAUGUUAGGUUUAUAGGAAGUACGAAACCAGUUUUCUGAUCUAAUAUAAGAAUUAACACUCAGAUCUUAUAAUGUAACAUAAAUUAGCACUUGAAUUAAGGAAAUACGAAACUGAGAAAACAUUCAACAACAUCCAAGGGAAGUAAAUCCCUUCUUACAGGAAACACCUUGUCCAAAACAACAAAAUUACCCACACUCCCAGGAGGAACCGUUCCCUCCUUAAAAGAAACCCAUAUUACAUAAAAACUAACUUAUUACAUAAUAACUACCUUACCAACCACUCCCCUAAACCGUCCAACCCCUCUUAAUUGUCAUGUAACUUAUUUGAAUUAUUCCUCCUAACAUACACCUUUAAAGUCCUAUCAACAUAUCACAUUACUAGUAACAAAUCUUUGUUUUCUUCUCCAUUUUCUAUGGAUUAUUUACCUUUGAUGACUAUGACUAAUGGAUCUAAGGUCUCCUCACAUGGUGUUGGUAUUAUUAAUCUUUUGGACUUUAUCAAAAUAAUGUUGAGGGGCUAAACAGAGAGAGGAGGGUCUGACGACUACUAUGGAGGUGGCAUGAGCAAUAUGUGCCUGGAUGCGGCAGACAAAGACUGAGCUUGUGGCGGUGCGUGGCAGAGAUUUGGCCCUCGACACUGAUGGGGUUGGUCGUUGCUUGGAGAGAUGAUCCAAAUCUGAUGGUCGUUGGAUGAAACUACGACGGUGGACGACAAAUGACGGUGAACAACAAUGAAACAACAUAGAAUAGUGGCUGAUAGUGUUGAAUAGCUUCAAAUGGCAGUGGAUAGCUGUAGGUAGGGACUGGAUUGAAUCGGGGAGUUCUAGUCAUAUUACCCUACCUUAAGCGAAGAGAAGAGGACAAAUGUUUUCAUAGUGGAGGACCAUAUAGUCUUGGUCAUAAAUGUUCUAAUAAGAACCUCCGGGUGUUAAUUUUAAGGGAAAAUGAAGAGGAAGAGGAACCUGAAAAAGAAGAUAAGGUUAAGGACAAGGUUGUUCGGAAUUUUAGGGACCAUUUGUGAUCAAUUUCCAAACUUUCACCUUGAGGACAAGGUUGUUCAGAAUAAGGGGAGUAUUGAUAAUCCUCUCUUCAUUACACUACUCUUUUAUACUUGUCUUUAGUCUCUUUCUUCUUUGUCAAUUCCAAAAUUUGAAGGUGAUUCCUUACCCAUCUUGGUUGGCAUUAGGCCAUGCUUGAUGAAAUAAGUGCUCUUUAGAAUAGUAGAAUUUAGGAGCUUGUCCCAUUACCAUUAAGGAAAUCUAUUGGUUGUAAGUGGGUUUUUGCUUUCAAAGUUGGUCUUCAUGGUACUAUUGAUUAUCUCAAAUCUUGCCUUGUGAUUAAAUGUUAUACACAAAUUUUUGGUUUGGACUAUGGUGAUACUUUUUCUCUAUUGGCAAAGAUGACUUUUGUUUACUUAUUUAUAGUCAUGCAUGUUCUUCAACAAUGGUCUCUUUACCAAUUACAUGUUAGAAAGGCUUCCCUUAAUGUUC
This is a messenger RNA of Vigna angularis (adzuki bean), 3635 nucleotides long. RefSeq names its product probable DNA primase large subunit. The transcript has 19 exons. The coding region runs from base 111 to 1472 and encodes 453 amino acids. Gene Ontology annotation, biological process: DNA replication, synthesis of primer. Gene Ontology annotation, cellular component: alpha DNA polymerase:primase complex. Lineage: Eukaryota; Viridiplantae; Streptophyta; Magnoliopsida; Fabales; Fabaceae. The record is from RefSeq and is a predicted model, not a curated record.